Cladophialophora immunda is the source of this 2808-nucleotide messenger RNA. RefSeq lists its product as uncharacterized. The transcript has a single exon. Bases 448 to 2634 code for a protein of 728 amino acids. The record is from RefSeq and is a predicted model, not a curated record. NCBI's taxonomy places the organism in Eukaryota, Fungi, Ascomycota, Eurotiomycetes, Chaetothyriales, Herpotrichiellaceae. Gene Ontology annotation, molecular function: protein kinase activity; ATP binding. Gene Ontology annotation, biological process: protein phosphorylation.
GCGAGACUGAUUUAUCCCCCCAGUUGUAUUGCCCACCUCUCAAGUGAAAGUCGGUAUAAAUCUGUGGCCUAUUUCAACUGAGGCUGAACUGGUGCCUAUCUUGUUACAUUGUCAAUGUGCACACGCCCUUCGGUUUUCCCAAUUAAGACCGAACGACAUCGAAUCGCGUGGCACGCCUCGCCAAGCUACGAAUGGCUGCCGAAAAGGUGUCCAAUAUCCUGCAUCGUAUGAAAGGCCACAGUACAGUCGUGUCAAUGAUAUAGUACAACCGAGAGCACAAACAUAGUUUUCAAUUCUGCUCAAGGCGCUGCAGUCAUCUCAACCUGUUUACCUCCUCAGCCAAGAUCAUCAAACUCCGACUUCCUGCCGAAUUUCUUCCUCUUCAUGCGAUGAUCAUUGUCCUUGAAAGGCUGCCGAGAGCGAGGCCAAUCGGUUGGGAUUGAAGGGAUGAGUUCUGCUUUCUUUCGACGACCUACCGAUGGAAGCUCCAGUUCCGGCUCAGACAGCGAUAGCUCAGGGGAAGAUGAGAUUCCGCCACACCAAAUCAAUGAGAGUAUUGGGGAAGGCCAGACCGUUAUCACUGAAUCGCUUUCUAGCCAUGGCAGUGUCUCGUUUGGAGAAGAGAUGGAUGCCCCUGCGGGUUCUCUUUCCAAUGUCGACCAACACCGGACUAACCUGCUCAGCGCUCUUCUCGAGGACUUUGCCAGGAACAGAGCAUGCGAGGUCAUGAACAAUGCAAAGCCAGGAUCCAGAUUCACCAGAUUAUCGGCCGAAAUCCAACCGUUGGCGGAAAAACUCUACGAGCAACUUAGUCGAUCAUUAUCUCUGACUGGCAUCCUUUCAGCCAGCAACGACAGGGACAACGAGCAAACAAGAGCGGCAUAUCUGGCUGGCAUCGAAAGUCUUGCGCUUGGGGGCGUCCAGAACCACGAUCUCCACCAUGGGCCAGCUCGAAGUCAACUUCCAUCACUUGAACAUCAAAUGGCAUUAACCAACGUCAACCAUCAGCCACAGUCUCUCGUUCCCAAUUUGCUCGCAUCGCCCAUGACAAACCUCUCUCUGCACAGUCAGACUCAUUCAUCACCGUAUAGUGAUCUAGUCUUAUCUACGCCCAUAACACGUCGCAGUCACUACGAGUCCAGCUUUCAGCAACUGAGAUUGCUCGGAAAAGGAGGUUUCGGCAGAGUAUAUCAUGCUUACAACCUAUUUGACAAAAAGGAAUACGCUGUCAAGAAGAUCCCUUUAAGCCCUCGGUUAUCGCAACGGUAUCAGGAAUCUGGUCACAAAGAGCUGGAAAACGUACUGCGGGAAGUCCAGGCUUUGGCGCAGCUCGAGCACAACAACGUUGUUCGUUACCAUUCGACGUGGAUAGAGGAGCCGAGAAGGACAUCUGCUAUGGCAUCCCAACUUAGAAAACCAAGCCUCACAGUUCCGGGCAGGAGACUCAUUGCCGACCGCCCAAGGCAUUCCCAGCCCGCCAAUCGAAAUGUUCCAUCAAGCUGCCAGGGCUCUGAUCACGGCGACGGUAUCAUCUUCGGCUUUGACAGCAGACCGAACACUCCUGCUCAGGAUGUGGAGAGUGCCGCCAAUCCAACGCUAUCCAUCAGUGAGACCGAUCACGACCAAUCCUCCGCAAGGGCUUCUGAGAUCUUCACAGAUGGAAACGCAAGGGCCAGCGCUUUGCAAGAUCCAGCCAUGGAUGAGUCAGUGUAUGUGCUACACGUGCAGAUGUCAGUAUAUCCCAUGACUCUCGCACAGUAUUUAGCACCAACACCAACCAAUGCAAGAAGUGCACCCGGCAACCCCAUUCGCAGACACUGUUUCCACCUGGUCCCAGCUCUAAGACUGCUCAUGGGCAUUCUGUGUGGCUUGCAGUACAUCCAUGCCAAAGGACUUGUACACCGUGACAUCAAACCAUCCAACAUCUUCAUCUCAAGCUUGAGCUUUCCCGCGGUAGGGUUAGUUUCGGACGGAUAUUACGACGUGGGAUUUUGCAUCGGCUGUGACAACCCUAGUACAUAUUAUGUCAAUCCUCGAAUUGGUGAUUUCGGACUUGUUGCACAGCUAGCCAGAGAAGAAGACCUCGAGACAAGCAACAGUGGCAGAAAGACCAGCAAGGCGGUGGGGACAGAAUACUAUCGACCGCCGCCGUGGACUGACUCCAAAGGCAAGACAAAGGCUAACGCGCAAAUGGACGAGAAAGUGGACGUAUUUGCGCUUGGUGUCAUCCUUGUUGAACUGCUAUGGCCCUGCCUGACCAGUACAGAGCGCAUACAUGUAUUGCGGGACCUACAAAGGGGCAGGACCCCAACUGGCCUUGCGGAGAAAAUCGACAGUGAAGGACACGAACCAGGCACAGGCGAGAUGACAGUUCGAUGCAUAUCUGGGAUGCUUGAGCGAGACCCUCGGCGCCGAUGGGGAUGUGAGGAGGUUAAGCAAUGGCUAGACAAGCUCCUGACCAGAUCUAAGACCUUGUCCACUCAUGACAGCAACGGAGGCGUUGGCGGGACCGAAAGCAUCAACAUGAGAAAAGUCCACAGUUUGAGCGAAGCGGAUGGAGAGGUAGAUGGCCAGGCCGGGGGAUCGCUGCUCGGUGAAGAAACCGAGGCCGUCAACGGCGAUAGCGCCUUAUAAUUUGUAACUAAGCGAGUCAAAACAUUCAGCAGCAACUAUUGAGUGGAUGGUAGGAAACAGAAAUAUCGAAUCGCAGGCUCCAGGUGCCUCGUGGAGGGCACAGCUUGACAGCAAGAUCAACAUACCCGGUGCUUUGGCUCAAUCAGGGGGUAUCCAGACGGGUGCGAUGUGACA